CAGGGCUAUAUAGAGACCCUGUCUCAAAAAACGAAACAAACAAAUCAAUUAAAGGCUGAUUGUGGUAGCCUGUACUGUAAUCCUGGCACUUAGGAAGUGGGCCACAUAACGAGUUCUAGGCCAUCCAGGGUUACAUAGUCAUUUUCAGGUCAGCUAGGGCUCCAUAUUGAAAACCUGUCAAAAAAGAGUUAACUAAAGAUGGAGGCAUGUUCCCGUGUUCUACAUGCCUGUGGACUAUUACUCAGGAAGCCGAGGCAGGAGGAUUAAGAAUUGGAGGUCAGGCUAAGCUGUAUUUCAUGUUUCUUUGCUUGAUUUUGGAAGAGAGGCUCUUCUCUGUAGCCUCAAAGUAUUGAUUCCCGUCUCAGCCUCAUUAUAGGUGAGGGCUGUUUGAAACUGUUGGAAAGCAGGAAACAGGGCUCAAUAGCUGAGUCUCCUGAGCCCAGCAGCUCUGUGGCCCCUGGAGGGAGUCAUCACCUGUGUCUGGAAUCACUUGUCACACUGGUCUGCCUGGGCUCCUGCUGGUGAACCAGCAUCCUUCUCACACCUCUGUCUGCCACCACAGUGUUGGUCUGCGAGUUCCUAGGUUAAGUCAGAUGCCUGGAAGAAGAGCCGUUUACCCAUGGCCCUGAAAAGCCUCUUAGAGGCCUGACAACCAUGGCAUGCCUUCUCCUUGGUUAUUCUUGGACUCCCCUGGGGCCCUCUUACCUCCUCUGCCAGUCCCCACAAGGAGUCAGGCUUUGCUCUUCCUGUGUCAUGGCUGAGGUAUAGGACUCAGCCCAUAACCGAGGACCUUGGCCUGCUGUCUCUGUCUGCUUCCCCUUGCAGCUAAGGCCUGGUCUUCCCGGAACUUCCUUUCUAGCUAAUAGCCAGGGACCAGGGAUUUGAGACUGAACUGGGCUCAGGAUUCUUGUCACCUUGUGGGGCAGAUGAGGUCAAACCUAGGGCUUGAGACAGUGAUGUAAGGCCUAGAAACCCAGCGUGUGGGGGCGGGGAACGGAGGGACACAGGGUGGAACCCCACGGUGUUCUGUCUAGUCUGGAGAUUGCUCAGGGCUGUGAUGGACCAUGGUGGCAGAAUAGCUGAGGCUCUUGAUUCUGGUGACAGUAGAGACAGAAAAUGCUCGGCCUCAGGAAGGAAACUUGUUAGUCCAGGUUCCCCACACUGAGCAAACUGCUUCAGCCCAAUUGUAGUUGCUUUCAAAAGAGGUGGAAAAUGGGGUGGGUAGCCAGUCUCCUGAGGACUCCCCAACCACAGUGUUCUUGGUUCCUUAGGUCGUUUUCUCCUUGUUUUUCAUGUGGUUUGACCCUAAAUGGAUGAUAGCCACCCUUUGAGGAAGGUGGCGAGGUCAUGGGGGGGGGCAAAUCCAAGAUGGAAUGGAAUUGUAAUGUAAGUUACUCCCUUUCUCUUCUCAACUCAGCCUUCGUAACGGCGUCAUGAGAUGCCUUUCCUCUUCAUGCAGAGAAAUAUCCCCAGGUGUUUUGAACUCUGUGGUUCUUAGCAGAGAGCUAGGGAAUAGAGAGGUGCUUUCUAGAAAGUGCUUUUGGAUUCAGUCUCUUUACCUCCUUACCGGCAUGCAUGUGUGCACACAUCCAGGUGGCUCUUCUGAGUAGAGCUUAUGUCAUAGGUCACCACCACAAACUAUCCCUGCAGUCAUCGUAACAAACCACAAGGCCCAAGGUUAUGAGUUCUUCUCCUUUCCACAGAGCGCGGUGUCCAGACCUGUGGUUACCAGAGGCACGAGGCACGGAAGGUCUCACUGCUUGAAAGCGUGAAGGCAAGGGCAGGGGGAAAGUGCGAGUUAAUUCCCAGGAUGCAGGGACCUCUGGCUGGGCCUGACAGCCUAUUUCUGUUGCUGUGGUAAAUACCAUGACCAAAAGCAACAUGGAGGAGGCAAGGGUUUAUAUGGCUUACGGUUCCACAUCAUAGUGCAUCCAUCAUUGAGGGAAGUCAGGGAAGGAGUUCAAGCAGAAACCCAGAGGUAGAAACCAUGGAGGAUGUUGCUUACCGUCUUGUUCUCUAUGCCUCUCUCAGCUACCUUCCUUGUGCAACUCAGGGCCACCUGCCCAGGGGUGGCGGCACUGCUCUCCUCCAUCAAUUAGUGAUUAAAAAAACAACAAAACAAAACAAAGAAUACCUCACAGACAUACCCUCGGGCCGGUCUGACGGGGGUGUUCAGCUGAGGUGGCCCCCUUCCCAGGUAUGUUGACAACCAAAAGUAGCUGUUAUACAUGAAACUCACUAAGAGUCAGUGCAGAAACCUCUCAGGACCCGGGCCCCCAGAAGAAAGGGGGUCCCAAGACAUCCAGAAUGAAGAUUAUUCGGAAGAGGAGGUAACCUCUGGGAUAGGUGUUCCUUGGGGAUCACAAGCCUUUUGAAAUAGUCAUGUCUUAGGCAGGGAGUCCAGAGAGGAUCCUUGUGUGUGAUCAGCACCAAAGGGCCUCCUGUACCUUAAAAGAUGUUGUAGUGCAGGUGAUGAUGACUGAUAAACGCCACCAUCCAUACCAUAAUUAAUGCUAUGCUAAGGUGUGGGGACACUCAGUGCAUGAGAAGUGAGGAGAGCGGAUAGCAUCAGCCCCGUCCCGACAUGGGUUGGGCAGACCUCCAAAGAUGGCUGGAUUAAUGGGUGGGGCAGCAUGUCCGUACCAGGCAUGAGUCCCUCCCACCUGGAGCCGAGUACAGGCCCAGAAAGCAGCACCCAUCUCCUUCAGGAAGUGGCCUUGUGCACUAGGUCCGGUCUGAGGAGCACAGCCGCUAAAUGCUGUAAAUGCUGCCUGUGGAAAGUCCUCAGUUUCCUCGAUCCUUGGGGUAGGGGGAGGUGUUCAGUGUUUACUAUGAACAGGUGAGGUGUCUUGAGCACUUAACGCCUGGAGGCAGCCAUUUCCAAAGAAAAGAUUCCUAACCCAGGUUCUCUCAGAAAGGCUUAGUGACCCUUUUUUCUUAGACAGUCAAGUUGGCAAGACACGGAACGGGGCAGCUGGAGUAGAGGGCCCUAUCCUGGGGCCCUUGGGGUGUGUCUCCCCUACUUCACAGCUCCUACCGGGUCUCUCCUGACCUGUGGCCGCAGCCCAGGCCUUUUCCAGUGAGACCAUUCCUGUUCUAGACAUUUACCUUCUGCUUCUCCGGGCCUGCUCUCCCCAGCUCUCUCCUGCCCUCCCCAUCCACACGCUCCCACUUCUGGCCCUGUGCACCUCCCAGCCUGCUUCCCCCCCUCAGACUGUUGGGAAUGUGCUUUGGCUGCCCAGGGAAGAUAGUAUCUGACCACAUGAGGGAGGGCUGAGGGCACUGUUGGGUGAGCUGGGGCUUCCUGGAGUUCAUCUUGUGCACCUUGCCCAAGCGCCGGAGUGGCUAGCUGACCCACUCAGUAGCUGGCUGCAAAGGCUGGAGAUCCCACCAGCCGGCCUGGAGUGGCAGGGAGCUCGCCCUCCCCAGGGGCAGUAGCCCUCCUCCCUUGCCCUGCCCCAGACACACCUUCACCUUUCUGAUUUCUACAAAUGGCUCCCGGGUAAGUCGGGGAACCCACUUUCUCUGGGUGCUCCCUGCUGUCCUGGAACAUCUCUGCUGUUACUCACACUUCCCGGAAGACUGGGUUACGGUGGGCUUCCUGUUGCUGCCUAGGUCUAGAAUUGAAGCCUGAAGCUGUCCUUUCUCUGACUCCCUACGGGGGCUCACUGGACCUACCUAGUUAUGUAGUGACUCCGCAUGGCACGAAGAACUGAAAGGCCAGAGGACCUUAGCUCAGCUGUCCCGAAGCUUGGGACGGCAGGAUGUACAAAAACAGAGAAAAGCCAGUGGUAGCAACAUGUGACCCGUGCUAAAUGAGAGAACCCUGACCUGUGGAGUUUAUCCUGCUGCUCCAAAUCACUGAUGAACCUCACCUGUGUGAACCAUCCAGGCCACUGAGGAACAAUACCAAGAUUUCCCCGUGAUUCUGAGUUUAUUGAGUGUCUGCCUUAUGCCAGGCUACACUAUUCUAAGUCCUGGGAUGGUGAGCAAUGGCAAACCAAAGCCAACCUUUGGGGCUUAACCCAGGCAUAGUCCUUCCCGUGGACAGCUUACAAUGCUGUGUGCGGCCAGCAUGGAGUCCAGGAGGAAGAGGUGCUGCACGCUGGGCUUUGAGCAGUUAGUGAGGUUCGGGAAACAGAAUGUAGGGGUGAGGAGACAUUGUGAACCAAAGACCAGGGGGAAAAGGUUCUGGUUUAUUAUGGGAUAAAAGGCACUGCCUGAGUUGGUGGCUUUGUUCCCAUGAAGGAGACCAAGUUGAGGUAGGUGUUCAUGGGAAAAUGCCUGAUGGAGGCUUCCCAGAGAUCUUUAACCACUCCUGUACCUUGUCAUAGGGCUAGCCCCCGCCAAAUGCUAAGCCACCCUGACAGGCAUUCCCAAAGUUCUGAACAGAGGCUGUCCUCUGUUCCUGGCAUCCCUUUGCGCUGGCGGUGGUAACGCUCAGUGAAGAAUGGUGGCAGCUUGUAGAGGCUGCUUCUAGUUUGCUGCGGCUGAAGCCACGGGCCUAGGUAUGGUGCCCCCUGCACCAUCAAGGGGAUGGCCUCAGGAAGCCACUACACCAGAACUAGGGAAUACAAGCCUCUCGUGGGUCAGGACUACGUUGCCAGUGGAGGCCCAUCCUCAAGCAGAAUGAUGCUUGGGUAGCCAUGUGAACAGGAGCAGGGGCACCAAAUCCUGGCAUUUGCUUACCGGGGGUAGCAUCUGGAUGCACAGUCUCAAAUUGCUAAGUGACUGGAGGGCUGUGGUCGGCCUGGCUCAACUCUUCUUCAUGUCCAUCUCACAGCCAGUGUUGGAGUGACACCCCUUAGUGACAACAUCCCACGAGUUCUUCCCUCGCUCCUUCCAAGGGAGGUGAUUUCCUGAGUGUUGGUGGGAAAACAGAGCAUUGGCCUUAACAGGACGAGACUCCAUCCUCUUUCUGCCCCUUGCUGGGUGACUCUAGGCAGUCCCCCUCACGUUGGGACCUCACUUGGCUCCUCUGGGAUAAAGGAGAGCAAUAACUAGCUAGCAUCCAGGGCAGGUGGACCGGGAGCUGAGUGGGUUUGGUUGCAUGCAUGCACCACAGAUGUUAAGGUUAUGAUUGUUGUGGUUGCAUCAGACCACAGGUCACAUUUCCCCAACUCUCCCAUUGGUGUUUCGCUGGGGAUCGUCCCAUUCCUCAUCAGUGCCAGACCCCGAGGAUAGUGUGGCUGCUCUGUAAGGGGAUCCCUGAAGAAGGCCCCCGUGGGGAGUUUCUCCUCUCCUUGUACUCUCAUCCUUUCCCUUCCCCAGGACCCCCCACCCCCCGCUGCAGCAGCAGCCCCCCCCACCUCUUAGCAUCUCAGCAUCCCGGGUUGCUUAGCCCGGCCUGGCCAGCUGGCUAUGCUGGCAUUGUCCCUGGUCUGCUGGCGAGCUAUAAAUAGCUCCUGCACCCACGGCCUUGGCAAGGUGCUCCUGGCGUGGGUGCAGAGGACACUGGAGAAGAAGCAGCUGAGCCUGCUGUCCUUGCCAGGCCAGGCCCACAGCUGGCUCGAAUGCGAAGCAGGAGUCUGCACCACGAGCUCAUGGGCCUGGCUGCCCUGCCCUCCAGCCAGACACACCAGGCUCCCAGCCCCAGCCCAUGGACCUGCGCGUGGGCCAGCGGCCCACAGUGGAGCCCCCACCAGAGCCUGCGCUGCUGGCUCUGCAGCACCCCCAGCGUUUGCACCGCCAUCUCUUCCUGGCCGGCCUGCAACAGCAACAGCGUUCGGCUGAGCCCAUGAGGCUCUCAAUGGACCCACCAAUGCCGGAGCUUCAGGGGGGACAGCAGGAACAAGAACUCCGGCAGCUUCUCAAUAAAGACAAGAGCAAGCGAAGUGCCGUAGCCAGCAGUGUGGUCAAGCAGAAGCUGGCUGAGGUGAUCCUGAAGAAACAGCAGGCAGCCCUUGAGAGAACAGUUCAUCCCAGCAGCCCCAGUAUUCCCUACAGAACUCUUGAGCCCUUGGACACAGAGGGUGCUGCCCGCUCCAUGCUUAGCAGCUUCCUGCCUCCAGUUCCCAGCCUGCCCACUGAAGCCCCGGAACACUUUCCCCUUCGUAAAACAGUGUCUGAGCCCAACCUGAAGCUGCGCUAUAAGCCCAAGAAGUCCCUGGAGCGGCGCAAGAAUCCCCUGCUCAGAAAGGAGAGUGCCCCACCCAGCCUUCGGCGGCGGCCUGCAGAGACCCUUGGAGAUUCCUCCCCCAGUAGUAGCAGCACGCCUGCCUCGGGGUGCAGCUCCCCCAAUGACAGCGAGCACGGCCCCAACCCUGCCCUGGGCUCAGAGGCGCUCUUGGGCCAGCGGCUGCGGCUGCAGGAGACUUCUCUGGCCCCGUUCGCUUUGCCGACAAUGUCCUUGCUGCCCGCAAUCACACUGGGGCUGCCUGCCCCUGCCAGGGCUGAUGGUGACCGCAGGACCCAUUCGACUUUGGGCCCUCGGGGUCCUGUUCUGGGGAACCCUCAUGCUCCUCUCUUCCUGCACCAUAGUCUGGAGCCGGAGGCUGGGGGCGCCUUACCGUCUCGCCUGCAGCCCCUUCUCCUGCUGGACCCCUCAGUCUCCCAUGCCCCACUGUGGACUGUGCCUGGACUUGGGCCCCUGCCCUUCCAUUUUGCCCAACCCUUACUGACCACCGAGCGGCUCUCUGGGUCAGGCCUCCACCGGCCACUUAACCGGACGCGCUCAGAGCCCCUGCCCCCCAGCGCCACUGCCUCCCCUCUGCUGGGCCCCCUGCAGCCCCGCCAGGAUCGCCAGGACCGGCUCAAACCUCAUGUCCAGCUCAUCAAGACAGCCAUCUCCCCUCCCCAGAGGCCUGCCAAGCCGAGUGAGAAGCCCCGACUGCGGCAGAUUCCCUCAGCUGAGGACCUAGAGACAGACGGUGGGGGAGUGGGAGCUGUGGUGAACGAUGGCCUGGAACACAGGGAGUCAGGCCACGGGCCUCCUCCUGAGGGCAGAGGCCCUGUUUCUCUGCAGCAGCACCAACAGGUGCCGCUCUGGGAGCAGCCGCAUCUCGCUGGGCGGCUCUCCCAGGGAAGCUCCGGCGACUCUGUGCUGCUACCUCUGACCCAGGUGGGACACCGGCCUCUGUCCAGAACUCAGUCUUCCCCAGCGGCACCUGUCUCCCUGCUGAGCCCAGAGCCCACCUGUCAGACCCAAGUCCUCACCAGCUCAGAGACACCCACCACAGGGCUGGUCUAUGACUCGGUGAUGCUGAAGCACCAGUGCUCCUGUGGAGACAACAGCAAGCACCCCGAGCAUGCAGGUCGCAUCCAGAGCAUCUGGUCCCGGCUGCAGGAGCGGGGUCUCCGCAGCCGGUGUGAGUGUCUCCGAGGCCGAAAGGCCUCUCUGGAGGAGCUGCAAUCAGUCCACUCUGAAAGGCAUGUACUCCUCUACGGCACCAACCCCCUCAGCCGCCUCAAACUGGAUAAUGGGAAGCUGACAGGACUCCUGGCACAGCGAAUGUUUGUGAUGCUGUCCUGUGGCGGGGUUGGGGUAGAUACUGACACCAUCUGGAACGAGCUGCAUUCCUCCAAUGCAGCCCGCUGGGCUGCAGGCAGUGUCACCGACCUUGCAUUCAAAGUAGCUUCCAGAGAGCUAAAGAACGGUUUUGCUGUGGUGCGGCCCCCAGGACACCACGCAGAUCAUUCUACAGCCAUGGGCUUUUGCUUCUUCAACUCCGUGGCCAUUGCCUGCCGACAGCUACAACAGCAAGGCAAGGCCAGCAAGAUCCUCAUUGUUGACUGGGAUGUCCACCAUGGCAAUGGCACACAGCAAACUUUCUACCAGGACCCCAGCGUGCUGUACAUCUCCCUGCAUCGCCAUGAUGACGGCAACUUCUUCCCAGGCAGUGGGGCUGUGGAUGAGGUGGGGAUUGGCAAUGGCGAAGGCUUCAACGUCAAUGUGGCUUGGGCUGGCGGCUUGGAUCCACCCAUGGGGGAUCCCGAGUACCUGGCUGCCUUCAGGAUAGUGGUGAUGCCCAUUGCCCGAGAGUUCGCUCCAGACCUGGUCCUGGUGUCUGCUGGUUUUGAUGCUGCCGAGGGUCACCCAGCCCCAUUGGGUGGCUACCAUGUUUCUGCUAAAUGUUUUGGGUACAUGACACAGCAGCUGAUGACCUUGGCAGGAGGUGCAGUGGUGUUGGCCUUAGAGGGUGGCCAUGACCUCACAGCCAUCUGCGAUGCCUCUGAGGCCUGCGUGGCUGCUCUUCUGGGCAACAAGGUGGAUCCCCUUUCAGAAGAAGGCUGGAAACAGAAACCCAACCCCAAUGCCAUCCGCUCUCUGGAAGCUGUGAUCAGGGUGCACAGGAAAUACUGGGGCUGCAUGCAGCGCUUGGCCUCCUGUCCAGACUCCUGGCUGCCCAGAGUGCCAGGGGCUGAUGCAGAAGUAGAAGCCGUGACCGCACUGGCAUCACUCUCUGUGGGCAUCCUGGCUGAAGACAGGCCCUCAGAGCAGCUGGUGGAAGAGGAAGAACCUAUGAAUCUAUAGGGCUUCAGAACAGAUCUCCUGCUCUCCAGACGUGGCUCUCCUCACCUGUGGUCAGCCCUGUUCCUGUGUCUGCAGACAUCCUCUGGGCAGGCAGUCAGGUCCAGAGCACAACCUACCCUGAAAGCUACCCCAGGGAACUUGACAAGGCCACUGGGUCUGGGAUGGGAACCAGGAAGGAUCCUGGGAGGAGGCAAGCUGGGCACUAGGGCCCAGCUAGGCUCUUCCAGAAUGGAUCGAGCCCUCUGGUGUCCAGGCCCCUAGCUAUGGCCUCUAUCCCUCAGGAUUGCACAGUAGAGGACUGGUUCAGGAGGGCCCACCACUACCACUAUUCCUAACUCAGAAGACCCCAGAUUUUGCACACUGCCCCAGGCUCCAUACAGAAAUGUGAACUUGGCUUAAGCCAGGGCGGCCCUUCCCAGGUUCUGAAGGGCUAGGGGAGUAGGAGGAGCCAAGGGGUCCCCUAUUCCUGAGGACAGGAGAGUUCCUCUCACCGGCUUCCUUGGUUGUCUUCUGGUAGCACUGGGCUCUGAGAGCCAUUCUGAGCUGCUCUCUCCCUGUGACUUGUCACCAGCAAGCCUCCCAUCUGGUCCCUGUCCUGCCAGAGGCCACCCUAUGUGGACCAUCUCAGUGCCCUGGUGCAGCAGACAGAUCCUCUGUGAGCCCUGUGCUUCCUGACCCAAUGGUGCCAAACCUUCAUCUCCCCUUAAAAGCACAGCACGAUCCCAGGGAUGCAUGGCCACUGCUCCCAGUAUGAGCCUGCCUUCUGUUUCUGGGGUGCCCCCACCUCAGUUCUGACUGCUGCCCCACAUAGGACUAGCUUGACUGAGGCGGGAUGUGGUGGGAGAGUAGACAGAUAUGGGGGAGGGGGGCCACCCCAGAAGUCUUCAAGGCUUUUGAGGUCUAGGCCUGGGGCCAAGAAAGAGUAUUUGUGUGUGUGUGUGUGUGUGUGUGUGUGUGUACAUAUGUGCGCGUGCAAGAGUGUGUGCGUGUGUGUCUUCCCCAAGACCUGCCAUACCUUGUGUAUGUAUGCAUGUUUUUGUAAAAAAGAAAAAAAAAAUGGAAAAAAAACCUGAACAAUAAAUGUUUUAAUUUGCUUUAAA
This is a messenger RNA of Mesocricetus auratus (golden hamster), 9573 nucleotides long. RefSeq names its product histone deacetylase 7 (gene Hdac7). Bases 5600 to 8473 code for a protein of 957 amino acids. NCBI's taxonomy places the organism in Eukaryota, Metazoa, Chordata, Mammalia, Rodentia, Cricetidae. The record is from RefSeq and is a predicted model, not a curated record. The transcript has 25 exons. Gene Ontology annotation, molecular function: histone deacetylase activity. Gene Ontology annotation, cellular component: histone deacetylase complex. Gene Ontology annotation, biological process: chromatin organization; negative regulation of transcription by RNA polymerase II.